Molecule: messenger RNA, 971 nt
Organism: Selaginella moellendorffii
Lineage: Eukaryota; Viridiplantae; Streptophyta; Lycopodiopsida; Selaginellales; Selaginellaceae
Product: expansin-A1
Exons: 2
Coding region: 1-813 (270 amino acids)
Biological process (GO): plant-type cell wall organization
Cellular component (GO): extracellular region
Source: RefSeq, a predicted model, not a curated record
AUGGCGGCUCGGACGCGUCGGGAACAAUGGGUAAACUUUCGCUUCGUCUUUCCUGCCAAGAGCCAUCGAUUCGUAAAGACUUCCUCCACAAGAUCUCUGGGAAAGAAAGAACGAAAACAAAGGAGAGCGAAGAGAAGAACUGACCGUGAUGCGUGUGUCUUCUUGGCUCGAUCUUCUCUCGCAGGAGGAGCUUGCGGCUAUGGCAACAUGUACCACGAAGGCUUUGGAGUGGAGACCACCGCUCUGAGCACCGUCUUGUUCCAGAACGGAGCUUCCUGUGGAGCUUGCUACGAGCUCAAGUGCCAUCAGGAUCCAAAGUGGUGCCGUCCCGGCAAUCUCUCCAUCACCGUCACCGCCACGAACUUCUGCCCUCCAAAUCCCGCUCGCAAGAGCUACCGAGGAGGAUGGUGCAACUAUCCACAGCAACACUUCGAUCUUUCCAUGCCGGCCUUCGUUCACCUCGCGAACAGGACCGCAGGAAUCAUCCCAGUCAUCUACACAAGAGUCGAGUGCAAGAGGCAGGGUGGCAUUCGUUUCACGAUGCGUGGGAACAAAUGGUUCAUCUUGGUGAUGAUCUCCAACGUAGGUGGAGCUGGAGAUGUCCGGAGCGUGGUUGUCAAAGGAUCACGAUCUCCGUGGACGCCGGCGACUCGCGCUUGGGGCCAGAACUGGCAUAUUUCCAACCGGUCGAUGCUAGAGCAAGGCCUGUCUUUCGUUGUGAGUACCAGCGAUGGCGAGAGUAGGAUAGCUCUCGACGCAGUGCCGCAAAAUUGGAAAUUCGGACAAACCUUCACGACCGCUGCACAGUUCUAGAGAAAGAUCGCUCCAAAUGCUCCUCGAAGAACUUGCAUGAAGAGCAACUUCCUCCAAGAAAUUGUCCGAUCGAACUCGAAAACACCUGAAAAGCCGCGAAAAUGUCUGAGAAGAAAAAAUAAAAUUCUAGAAAGAAGCGAUCGAAGCGUCGCGCAAGA